AUGGCUUCGUCCGCCACCACAACAGUUUCUCUCGUCGGCCCGCCGGAGAUCCACCGGAAGUCUACCCCUCCCGCUGCUGCCACCGCCCCCGCCACCACGGGAAAUCCGUUCAUGGACCUCAUGGUGGCCAACUUCAAUAAGACGGCGGUCUCGGCCCCCCUCCCACCCAUGGGCUUCACCGAGAACUUCUCGCCGACAUUCCUUUCCUCCGGAAACCCCUGUCUGGACUUCUUCUUCCACGUCGUCCCCGACACGCCGCCGGAGGCCCUCGCCCAGCGCCUGAAGCUGGCCUGGGAAGACGACCCGCUGAAGGCCCUAAAGCUCGUCUGCAACCUCCGCGGCGUUCGCGGCACUGGUAAGACAGACAGGGAGGGAGGGUACACGGCGGCGCUGUGGAUCCACAAGAACCACCCUAAGACCCUCGCCUGCAACGUCGCCCCCCUGGCCAAGUUUGGCUACUUCAAGGACCUCCUCGAGAUCCUCCUCCGCCUCGUCGAGGGCCCCGACGCACGUACACAGGCUAAGGCCGCUUACCGGAGUUGGAAAUCGAGCGGCUCACGCCGGGCUCGCGAGCUUGCCAAACGCCGGCAGGCCAAAAAACCCAAACAGAUGGCCCCACGAUAUGGCAGCAUAAGGAAGAAGACUCACGGCCGGAUGAGGAGGACAUCAAACCGGCCGAGCAACUCGAAUGACCAGCCGAAACUAAGCAACGAGGAGAAGAGGCUCGAGCGGGCGAAGAAGGCCUUUGAGAGAUUCAGUUGCGACCCGGAUUACAGAUUCCUCCACGACCGUGUGUCGGAUUACUUUGCCCUGUGCCUGAGGUCGGACAUGGAGAUGCUAAACUCCGGCCAAUCGAACAAAAUCAGCCUUGCUGCCAAGUGGUGCCCCUCCCUCGAUUCCUCGUACGACCAGGUCACUUUGCUUUGUGAGCCCAUUGCCAAGAAAGUCUUCCCUAGGUCCGAAUAUCCCGAAUACGAAUUAGUGGAGGAGGCCCACUACGCUUAUCGUGUUCGGGACCGAUUACGUAAGCAGGUUCUUGUCCCUCUUCGUAAGGCCCUCGAGCUGCCGGAGCUCUACAUGAGCGCGAAACAGUGGAGUACACUCCCUUACAACAGGGUAUCCUCGGUUGCCAUGAAAAUGUACAAGCAGGUGUUUCUCGAGCAUGAUGAGCAGAGGUUCAGGGAGUAUCUCGAAAAGGUCGAUAAGGGUGAGGCCAAGAUUGCCGCCGGAGCAUUGCUUCCGCACGAGAUAGUCUCCGGACUUGGAGACGGUGACAAAGGCCAAGUGGCAGAGCUUCAGUGGAGGAGAAUGGUGGAUGACUUGGCGAAGAAGGGGAAGAUGACCAACUGCCUAGCCAUUUGCGAUGUUUCCGGGAGCAUGGAUGGUGUCCCCAUGGAGGUUUCGGUGGCUCUUGGAGUUUUGGUUUCGGAGCUUAGCGAGGAGCCAUGGAAGGGUAAGCUCAUCACAUUCAGCGCGAAUCCCAAGAUUCAAGAUGUGGUGGGGUCGAGUUUGGCGGAGAAGACUGCGUUUGUGAGGGGAAUGGAGUGGGGUAUGAACACUGAUUUCCAAAAAGUGUUUGAUUUGCUUCUUGAAGUUGCCGUGGCCGGAAAGCUCAAGCCGGAGCAGAUGAUCAAGCGGCUUUUGGUGUUUAGUGACAUGGAGUUUGAUCAGGCACGGAACAAGGGCCCACAAUCAUAUUAUUCACCUUAUCCAAGACCAUCAUAUGGCGCAUAUGGCGCACCAUCAUAUUAUUCAGGUUCAUAUUAUUCAGGUUUUCCACCACCACCAUGUAUUUUACCGGGCGUUGUUGGGACUCCCAGCACUUGGGAGACUGAUUACGAGGUGAUUGUUAGGAAGUUUGGGGAGAAAGGGUAUGGGGAAUGUGUGCCGGAGAUUGUGUUUUGGAAUCUGAGAAGUUCUCCGGCGACUCCAGUGGCGGCAGGACAGCCGGGAGUGGCGCUUGUGAGUGGUUAUUCGAAGAAUAUGAUGAAGGUGUUUUUGGAGGAAGGUAAGAUUAUCAGUCCUGAGGCUGUUAUGGAUCAGGCGAUUGCGGGCAAAGAGUACGAAGAGCUGGUUGUGGUGGAUUGA
This is a messenger RNA of Striga hermonthica, 2088 nucleotides long. Lineage: Eukaryota; Viridiplantae; Streptophyta; Magnoliopsida; Lamiales; Orobanchaceae. The record is from the annotation of a GenBank genome assembly.